Molecule: messenger RNA, 1058 nt
Organism: Paramecium octaurelia
Lineage: Eukaryota; Ciliophora; Oligohymenophorea; Peniculida; Parameciidae
Source: the annotation of a GenBank genome assembly
AUGAACAAUAAUAGUAAUAUUUUUAGACCACCUUCAUGUCAUAAGGUGUAAACUCCCUAAUUUGCCAAAGAAUAGUAACAACCUAAAAAUGCGAAAGGAAAUAAUAGACAAGUUUUUAGAAGUAUUCAAUUUAUACUAAUAAUAAUAGUCUAGACAUUUAAAUUAAGUCCAAACUUCAAGAAUAAUCUAAGUUAAAUGCCUUCAAACUAAGAUAGUAAUUGAUUAGUUCAUUUUAGCAUUGGAGUAACGACUAGCCGAUCAAACUUCAGAAAUAAAAUUACUUUAAAAUCAAAUAGCAGAGUUAAAGAAGUAAAAUGAGUUAUUGGAGUAAAGAUUGAGGAAGGCGAAUUCGGUAAUUCUUAAAUUAAUUUUAGACUGUUUCUGAUUAUUGGAUAAAAGUUAAAGAUACAUAAACCAAACUUCAACAGGUUUCAAACAAAUUUAAAAGCAGCAGAGACAAGAAAAAGAUGUAUAAGAGAAGAAUAAUAGAUGCUUUGAAUUAUUUUUAUGGUCGAUACACAGAUGCCUAAUGUAUAUGAAAUUAUGAAAAUAGAAUAGAAUGCUCCAUUUUUAUAAUUGGAAGAACUAAGAUAAAUAUUACUACAAUUAGGAAUGCAUGAAUCUAUCGUCUAAGAAAUGCAAUAUUUAAAUCAAUAAGCUCAAAAUUAAUCGAAUGUAAAUAUUGACAAUAUGACAUACGAAUAAAUCUUGAAUCUUUAAGAGAGAAUCGGGUAAUUGUAUACUCACUAUUAUUAUAAGAAAUCAAAAUGUUGGAUUAUCGAAAGAAGUAAUUAAAGAGAUUCCUAAAAGAACAAAAUAAGAAAAUGACAACGUUGAAGAAAUGUACAUUAUUAAUUCUAUAUACGAAUAGUUGCACUAUUUGUUAUGAUCAAAUCUUAACUGGUAAUGUAUAUAGAUAACUUCCAUGCAAUCACAUAUAUCAUUCAAAGUGUAUAAAAGCAUGGCUCUUAAAUCACAAAAAAUGUCCAGUCUGUAAUAUAGAAGUGAUUCUUUGUUCGGAUCAGCAUGAUGACCACAAUCACUAAUAACCACAAUGA